AUGUCGGCUUCGCCGAGCUCAAGAUCUCAAGUGCCCGACCGAGGUAUUUCCCUGGCACCUUUCAAGCACGCCGACAAUGAGCGAGGAUUUGAGAAGCUGCCCAGCGUCAUCCCCGAUUCACAAACUGCACCAAAUGAAUACUUAAGCCAGAUUCCAGUCAAACGGUUUUCUGUGCCGAAAGAAGAGGUCUCAUUAUCGAACCUCUCUGAAGGAUUUUCUUUUGGUUCAAGGCAGCCACACCGUCCCGGGCAGUUCUCUCAGCGGCCCCAAGUUGACCGUUCCCAGUCUAAUGAAUCCUCGAAGUUUUUUCCCGGAUCUAUUAACCCCUUCCCUCGUAUCUCUCCGCCCGAUAGACCUCGUCCCCCCGAUGUCCAGACUCCUCGCCCUCCACCGACUCGACCUCAGCCCCCUGAUGUUCAGGUCCCUCAUAUCUCUACACCUAGUCAAAUUCGCCCCCCUGGUGUCCAGGCCACCCGCCCUCCACCUUUGGAACUGCCUGAGAUCGGGCUGGUUGGAAGGCAGUCUUCCCCCGAGGUUCAUCCCCCUUCACCGGGUCGAGAUAUCACAGAGUCACCUGGUCAACAGGAUCACUUCUCACCGAGAUCAUCUGGGAUAGGAUCUCAGAAAGGAACACCUCUAAAGAGCGUCGCUAGUGCCGCGGUAACAUAUGCUGAGAGUCCAAAGCUUGCCGCCAGAGGCACAGCCCCUCUUGCUACUAUGCAUGCAUCGUCCCCGAGGACUAAAGCAUUUUCGAGCUCGUCACAGCAUGCUGAGAUAUCCAAGCAAGUGGAAGUAUCCAGAAAAACAGAGGCAGAAGACCGGCCCGUGUUGGUCCCGGCGAGUGAUCACGUAGAACGAAGGUUUGAGCAUCUGAAGCUGCCACUUCCACACAUCGCCAGGAGUGGUACAGUUCAAUAUCAUGCAUCACCUGACAGCACUUGCGGUGAUCUAGAAGGGCCUACUCCACAAAGUCCAAGGACUGCAAGACGAAACCGUACUUCACGUCGUCACAGGUCAGGGCAGCUGCCCUCAAGGUCUGAACAUCACAGAAAUCCAGAGAGAGAUCAUGAUCGACCGAAUUCCAGAACAAGCAAUAUCUCCCGGAAACGUUCUUUCAGGCGACAUAUCCGAUGUCAGCCUUCAAUAGCUCCUGACCGAAAGAAGCUUGCCAUGCAGAACGUGGCUCAACACUGGAAUGAAUGCAUUCAAAUCUCCGAGGCCGAGCGAAUUGAGGCAAUCCGAGAGAUUGCCCGCCUCGAGGACGAGGUUCACUGUGCAGAAGAAGCCUUGGAGGACUCAAAGCAGGUCGUGGCUGAAAAGGAAGCAGCAACCCAAGAGUUAAAAGACCUCUAUGAGACUCGAAAAGAAGAAGAAUCUCUGGCUGAGAAGGAAACCCAGAGGCUAGCGAGUGAGGUCGAAUCCCUCCGUUCAGAUCUGGCCAAAUCUCACGAAGAAAAGACAUCCUUCCAUGAGAAGUAUCGCAAAAACAAGAGCAAGCUCAACGAAGCCAUCAAAGAACAACAGGAUCUUUUUAUUAGAGCUCGUAAGCUCUACGAUGAGAUUGUUGAAUUGCAGAAAGAGAAAGAGAGACGUGCCGUUGACGUCGAAGCCGUUGAGGCAGCUCUCGAAGAUAGUCGAAAGAAACGCGAGGAGCUGAGAAGCUGCGUGGAACAAUACCGAACUGAGACAGAGCAAGAGACACAAAAGAAAAACCAUGCCAUUGACAAGUUGAAGGCAAAGAUCGAGUACCAACAGCAGGAACUCGAUCGUGAGCGAAGUGCAGCCAUUGAGCUUCAGAGCAAGCUCAAAACAGAGUCAACUCUGAUGGACAUGGUCAAGAAUAUGCACUCUGAUAUUUGUUCACUAAAAGAGAACAACGACAACCAUAAUGAAUGGAGCCGGAGGCAAGAUAUGAUGACCGGCAGUCUCUCGGAAAGACUCGGUCGCAUGAGUGAUGAUGUGAAAUCACUCACAGAGGGCCGAAUUGUGAAUGACGAGGUCAGAACAAUGUUUCAGAACUUGGAAGCCAACAUCACCAGUCGAUUGACAUCAGAGAUAUACAACGUCAUCUCGUCACAGGCAAAGACUGAAAAGACUGCGGCGUGUUUCCAAAAGACUGUCCAAAAUCACUUCGAAAAGCUGCAUAGUAACAUAGUUGAACGGCAGACAGCCCAGUCUCAAUACAGACAAUGGCACGAGAAGUCUCACCAGGUUGUCGUUGAGCACCUGAGCAACAUGUCUGCCGGUGUUCUUGAAACCCGCCAAUCUUUCGAAGAACUGAAGAACAACUGGGCCGGUUUCGCUGCAAGUGACUCGGUUUGGAAGGACAGCCUCAAGGAGAAUUUUCACAACGAGGUCACCAAGCAGCUCAAAGACCGAGAAUCAAAGAUUGACAAGCUUGAAGAGACAAUUCAUCGAGUUUCUCGCGGAUGGGCCCAGAAGCUUGACACCAUGAAAUCAUCUGUGACCGACAACCACGAACAGGCCAAGCAAGAUUUACAGAGAGCUUUUCGCGAGAUCGGAGAGACUCUUGAGAAAAGGAUUCAGGAGGAGAGGGUCGUAUCUCGUGAGGACAUUUCAAAAUCCGAAGCCCUCCGUAACAUGAUAGAAACCCAUCUCCAGCAAGUUCGACUGCAAUUGGAAGCAGCGUCAUCGAACGAACCAGAAACCCAGCUUCUACGAGAAGCACUGUCUGAAGAACGUACAAAGACUUCUGCUUUGAAAGAACAGGUCGUCAACCUACAGAACGACGUGGGCACCAGCAAUGAGAUUUGUCAGAGGGAACGCCAAGACCUCAACGCUAUGGGAACACUCAAGUGUCAGCUGGAAGCCAUGAGUGAGCAAGUGCCUCAUGUAGAGAACCUCAACACAACUUUCAACAAGAUGCUUGAUCUUAAUCAAGUAUUACAAUCAACUGCUCUCUACUUGAGCAAAGAACACAAUUGGGUCAAGGGUCAGUUAGGCCCCAAACCACAGGGUAGCGAGAUUGGAACCGAAUCAGCUCACUUUCAAGAGCAACGUCAUGAGGGGCUCCUCACCGGUUCCCAGACCAGAGGCACUGCUGUAGAACAAUCUACCAGCCUCAAUGAUCUUUCCACAAUCAAUGUUCAUGUACAAGGAGACAGAUAUCGUCGCAAGGUUGUCGUAACCAGUCCUGCACUUGAAGCUUCGUUGCCGGCCCCUCCGCCUUCAGUUGCACAAGAGCAGCAGAGACGACGAGAGUCUACUGUUCCACGGCCCAUCUUACGGUCGACAACGGCAUCAACACAAGAUGCUGAGCUCGUUAGAGCUGCUGUGAAUCAUGACCAAUACAACAGACCCGUGAUGGCCAGAGCGAGCUCAGCUGCGGGUGGUGCCAAUCCAUUUAUGGUAGAACAAAUCCGGUCAGGUUUAAUUCCAACAAAGCCGAGAGAUCAGGGCUGGGAUUUUCCUACCCUUGAGGAUUUCACUAGAGAAUCUGCUUUGGGGGGCAAGGACGAAGUCAAGCAGAACCAAAAGCGCAACAUUACGCUUGGCGAUGGAGCAAACGAUGGUCCUCAUGUCAUGAAAAAAGUCAAAACAGAGAAUUAG
This is a messenger RNA of Fusarium coffeatum, 3570 nucleotides long. RefSeq lists its product as uncharacterized. Bases 1 to 3570 code for a protein of 1189 amino acids. The record is from RefSeq and is a predicted model, not a curated record. NCBI's taxonomy places the organism in Eukaryota, Fungi, Ascomycota, Sordariomycetes, Hypocreales, Nectriaceae. The transcript is spliced from 5 exons.